AACUCCGUUCAUACGCGUUUUCACACGGGUAAAGAGACGCGCACAGAUCGGUGGUGUCAGUUUGCGAUCUGAACACUGAAAAGAGUGCGAACGUGUGGGGCAAGGGUAUGAUAAGAAAAUAUAGGGCCUGAUACAACACAUUGGGAAAGUAAAUUGUAACGACCACCAUGGCCGUUCCUGCGACUCUUCCGGUGCACUCGGGGACUUCUGCCGUGUCCGGUAAACUCUUCAUCACUGACCCGUUUUUCACGAGUCCCAUGGACUCUCCGAGACUGAUCAGCUCACUGAACGCGACGCACCCGGGUGGCGCGGCGUCCAGCGAGUGCAAAAUCGUGGAUGUGCACGGGGUGAAAGUCGCUUCUUUUAAUGUUGACGGCCAGGAGCUCAUUUGUCUCCCUCAAGUAUUCGAUCUUUUUCUGAAGCACCUCGUUGGCGGAUUGCACACCGUGUACACGAAACUGAAGCGUUUGGAUAUAAACCCGGUGGUGUGCACUGUGGAGCAGGUGCGCGUGUUGCGCGGACUUGGUGCCAUUCAACCCGGUGUGAACAGAUGCAAACUCAUUUCCAGAAAGGACUUUGAAGCCCUGUACAACGACUGUACCAACGCGAGCUCUCGCCCUGGCCGACCACCGAAGCGCUCCUACGGGGUCAGUGUUCAAGAAAGCCCCAGAAUCCUCCACCACAGAGCAAACAACCUGCUAUCACCAACCUUGCUGUCACCCACAGCAGGUUUGACGACGGCAGCGAUGGCUGAAGCUUUGAAAAUCCAGAAGAUAAAGAUGAUGAUGGAUCUACACAAGAACCACAACGGCUCUGAAUUCGAUUCGGAUGAACGGAGCGCUAAUACAGGACAUAGUGAUUCGUCUUGGGAAAGAGAAAAACAUUCUCCACCUGUUUCAGAGAAAACACAGCACAGUGUGAAUCAGCUCAAUCCUCUCCAACACACCCAUCUACUGGCCAACAGACUGGAUUUGCCCUUUAUGAUGAUGCCCCAUCCGCUGCUUCCUGUUGGACUUCCUCCUGCAUCUGUUGCCAUGGCAAUGAACCAGAUGAACCACCUUAAUACAAUUGCCAACAUGGUUGCCAGCGCACAGGUGCACAGUCCUGUCUCCAGGCCAACAUCUGUCAUCAAGGUAGAAGACACACAACACUCGGAUGUGCUUUACCGGCUCUUCUGCCGCAAGGAGUGUUUUGAGGAGAGUCCCUCUUUGACAGCAUCUGUAGAAGAAACGGUUCCUCAGAAACCUGAAUCGUCGCCUCAACAAACCAGUUCAUCUCUCAGCAGCCCUACAAACUCACACACACAAUCUCCUCAGAAAGCAGCAUACGACAUUCAUGAAGAACACAAAGAAACAAACCCAGCUCUGCUUAUGAAUCGGCUUUCCAACGACAGAGUUGAGCAGAAUGCAGUGAAGCCAAUGGUAUUUGACAAGAUCCCUCCUCAAGUGUUUCCCUCGGGGUUCCCUGCUUCUCUCCUAUUCACAGAUGGUCUUUCCUCUGUUGAGACACUGCUCACUAACGUCCAGGGCCUGCUGAAGGUGGCUUUGGAGAACGCUCGUCUGCAGGAGAAACAGCUUCAACAGGAGAGGAGAGAGCUGAAGAUGGAGCUCUACAGAGAAAGAGAGAUGAGGGAGAGUUUAGAGAGACAACUCACAUCUGAGCUACACAGUCGAGCCAGCAUUCAGCGACGUCUAAAGAAGGAGAAGAAGGCAAAGAGAAGGUUACAAGAGGCGCUGGAAUACGAGUCUAAAAGACGAGGGCAAAUCGAGCAGGCGUUGCAACAGGCCACUUCAACCGACUCUCUCAUACACGAUCCAGUCAGUCUGGAUAUGGAGACAGGACACUGCAGAAGCCCAAAGGACAACUGCAUGUUACAAGAAAACAGAACAUUUACAAAGAACCCACUAAUGUAUUAAGAAGAGGCAAACUUUCAGUGAUAGUUCUCCAAAUCAUGGAUACUCUCUACAGUUUUAAAUGUUGUUACCAAACUAUAGAGGACCUCCUUUAAAUAAUGGAGAAAUGAGAGAGAGAAAGAGAGAUAGUGGGAUGAACUCUUCCACUGAACCUCACAACAUUCCAGAUUCUUUUAUUUCUACAUCCAUUUAGCUUCACUCCCUGUUUUUAGUUUUGCUGCUCUAUACAGGUAGUAAUGUUACUUAUUUGGAAGUAUGUUCUGAACUGCUGUUAUCACUGAUGAACAGCUUUACAAUGGUGACCUUUACUCUAAUACUCAAGAGAGAUGAAAUGUAAAUAAUGGAGGAUAACAGUGGGCCAAGAGAGGAAGAUGAAAGGAGGAUACAUCUGGGUUUUGGUGUAGAAAACUUUAGUGUUUCUCAAAUAAAGUGUGAGAAUGUUUCCCUUUU
Molecule: messenger RNA, 2363 nt
Organism: Paramisgurnus dabryanus
Lineage: Eukaryota; Metazoa; Chordata; Actinopteri; Cypriniformes; Cobitidae
Source: RefSeq, a predicted model, not a curated record